AUGCAAAACCAAGCAGGACAAGAAAAUAACAGUAGUUCUACUUCAUCAGGUUUCCGUAUGGGAUGGCCCUCUAUGGGCAUGAAUGUAGAGUUCAACACUUUAUUCGGGAGUUCAUCUUCAUCCGGAGGUCCUGGAGGAGCAGCUUCGUCUAGUAGGAUGAACGGAGGUGCAGGCGGAAGAAUGGACGGGGGUCGUCCCGGUGUAGUUCCACCAGGAGGUGGAGGAGGACAUGGUUUUCCAUUCGUCCCGGGUGGUUUUGACAUCUUUAACAUCUUCGGGAGUAAUAAUAAUCAGAAUGUCAAUAGUACCAAUGCAGCGAGUGGACCGUCAGGGAGCAUGCCGCCCGGAGGAGGAGUUCCUUCACCGCCGCCGAACAAUGCUGACCAUUUUCAUCAGCAUUUCCAUGAGCAUCAGCAGCAGAUGGACAGUCAAAUGGACAGUAUCUUUGGGAAUUCGUUCGGCCGAUCAAUCUUCAAUAGUUCGAUGAUGAACCCCUUCGGUGGUAUGCCUGGGAUGCCUGGAAUGCAUCCACCUGGCACACAUCCUGCAGCAACCAACAAUCACAAUACAAAUAGAAAUACUUCUAGAAGUACUAGUUCAUCGGCUUCUGGUGGAGGAGGUUGGUCCAACAAUGGUACAGCUGGUCAUCAAUCGAGUACGUCAUGGUCAUCUACUUCCUCAACAAAUAACGGUGGAAACACGACAAACAACAACUACAAUAGCAACUAUACGGCAUCUGGAGGACUGGGAGGACCAGGAUCAGCAGCAGCUGCAGCUCAAGCGGCAAAUGCAGCAAGUGCACAUGCGAGAAGCCACGCUGCCCAUCAUAGCGAUGCGCACCAUGGUAGUACUUCCUUCUCUAGCAGAACAACAGGUGGAGGAAGGGCGAACAAUCCCCCAUCAAGUUCAAGUAGUCAUAGCUCCACCAGUUCUACAACCACACGACAAUCAACAAAUCAGCAACCUUCUCCCCAAGCGCAACGCCAGUCACGAAAUCAACCGCCCCCGCACAACCCACCCCAAGAUCCCAGAGGAAGGGGAAAUGGUACUAUGCAAAUUGUUUUCUGAAGAUGAUGUAGAUAGUUCCUCCUGCUCCUCCUAUAAAUUUAUCUAGUACUCUAGUUGUAUGUGAAUAGGUCUCCAUGUAAUUGUAAAUUAGCCUAAAGUUCUUGAGAUUAUGAUAAUGCUCAUUCUAAAAAUAUCACUCACAAAAAAAUACAGUCGAUUCGCGUUCGCCCACGCACGGAAGGAGUCGGGUCGAGAGAAUGCCACCGCCGCAAAUAAUAGUAUUAGCACAACUUUGUUUUGAUGCAUCAAUACUAAUAUUCUUGUUGACAACCCACCCUUGCUAGCACAAUGACGAAUGUUGUGUAUCUCAUGUUGUAGGAUUUUUAUGAAGAUGGUUUUUUUUUAGAUGAAGAAGAUCAAGAUUGCCCCUGACAUCAUGAUCACUUACUCUGAAACCCUCUCCUCGAACUCCCUUACUCAGUGUCCUCCCGCUCUCCGCGACGAGCAGUGUCCGAUCUGUUUUUGCGAUUUUCAAGACGAAAAAACAGCGAUUCGCUUACCCUGUCUCCAUCUCUUCCAUGAGGAUUGCGGAAGGGAAUGGAUCGAGGAGAACCUCAAUUGUCCAGUGUGCAAGCUCGACCUUCAUCCAACCCAUCAUCAUCGCAGAUUGCGAUUGAGGGUCGAAGACGUCGAGAGCAUGUCAGUCAAGGAGCUGAGGUAUCUGUACGAGUACGUUGGGGUUCAGCCAGACGCGUCGUUGAUCGAGAAGCCGGAUAUAGUGGCGCAUAUAUUGCGGUCAGGGUACGUCACAGUCGUGUGUCCAAAGAAGAUGGAGACGCUGUCGGUCAAAGAGUUGAAGAGCAUGAUGCGGUUGUUGGGCAUAAACUCGGCGACCUGUAUAGCGAAAGAGGAUUUGGUGCAGGCUUUUCGGAAGCAUCCAAGCGUUGUCACGGAUGCUAACGAUUAAGGGCAUAGGCGAAGGCGAUAUACAACACUCUUACAGCGAUUCAACUACAUACUUCCUACUUCUUAAUACCAGAACAAAAACCAUUUCUUCAUCGACCGACCAACAUGAUCAUCAACAUAGCCGACUUGGUUCUUUUCGUAAUAUUCUUCAUUCUUUUCUUGGUCUAAUCCAAAAUCGUGACUUACAUUAGAAACCGCCAUAUAUGACUACAACAUGCUAAUGUUCUUGGAUCAUUCUUUUUUCCAUCCCAUUCCCAUGGAUUCCUCGGUAAGAACAAAAAGGGAGUGAUUCCUCAGUAAGAACAAAAAGGGAGUGAAAAUAUCUUCUCCG
Messenger RNA from Amoebophrya sp. A25, 2305 nucleotides. The record is from the annotation of a GenBank genome assembly. Lineage: Eukaryota; Dinophyceae; Syndiniales; Amoebophryaceae.